GAAGCAUUAAAUCAAAAACGACGAGAAAAGAGGAGGUUAGCCAAAUUUGGGUUAGCCACUUCCCAGGUUAGCCAGGUUGAGCCAUUAGAGGUUAGCCAUAAUAAUCAGGUUGAGCCAAAAAUGGCAAACCUAACGGCAAACCCAAAAGAGGUUAGCCAUGGCAAACCCGAGAAUGGCAAACCUGAAAGCAAAAAUGUCGAACCCUGUCCCCAUUGUCCUGAGUUGGAAAGGCAGAUAAAAGAAUUAGAAAAGCCCAUUAAUCCUGCUAUUGAAUUAUGGAAAAAAAGAUAUUUUGAUUUAGAGAAGGA
This is a messenger RNA of Racocetra persica, 308 nucleotides long. NCBI's taxonomy places the organism in Eukaryota, Fungi, Glomeromycota, Glomeromycetes, Diversisporales, Gigasporaceae. The record is from the annotation of a GenBank genome assembly.